UCAAUAAAACUUUGUCCGCAGACACGCAGAGCUUUCAGCACACAACUUACCUGUCCCAAAAUGGGGCACUACAAAUAUAUAUUUGGAUUACUUUUCUUUCUCUAUACAGUUCAAGGAGAUAUUCUGCAUAAUUAUGUAAGGACAGAUGGUGCUUGGAUAUUUGAUCGAGAUAUCAAUUCUUAUAGAACUUUAACUAAAGAAGCUUGUGCUGAGAAAUGUGAAACUGAAACAGCAUUUACUUGCAGGGCAUUUUUAUUUACAGAGAAACAGCAGCAAUGUGUUAUCUUGUCCCUCAAUUCUAAAACAGCGGUUGUAUUCAGAAAGGCAGGGGCCGUUCUCUUUGAAAAACGAAUGUAUCUCCUUGAAUGCAAAAUUAGAAAUGGAGUAGACUACAGAGGAACUGAAUCAAAAACGCAGAAUGGUGUACUGUGCCAGAAAUGGGCUGAGAAUAGUCCUCAUAAACCCAAUUUUACGCCUUUUCUUUACCCUAAUGCUUCCUUAGAAGAAAACUACUGUAGAAAUCCAGAUCAUGAUGAUAGCGGUCCCUGGUGCUAUACAACAGAUCCUGGAACCAGAUUUGAUUUUUGCAACAUUCCUGAAUGUGAAGAUGAGUGUAUGCACUGCAGUGGGGAAAACUAUCGAGGCAAACUUUCCACAACAGAAUCUGGGCUCACUUGCCAGCCUUGGGCUUCUCAAGAGCCUCAUGCUCAUGGAUACAUUCCUUCAAAAUUUCCAGAAAAGAACCUGAUAACGAAUUACUGCCGUAAUCCUGAUGGUGAGCCACGUCCUUGGUGUUUCACCUCCAACCAGACGAAACGCUGGGAAUUCUGUAACAUUCCUCGGUGUACUACUCCCCCACCAGCUAUUAAGGGGCAACAGUGCCUUGUGGGAAAUGGAGAAGAUUAUCGAGGGAAUGUAGGAGUCACCAGAUCAGGAAAAACCUGUCAAUCCUGGGCAUCCCAAGAACCUCAUGGCCAUGCAAGAACUCCAGAAAACUACCCUUGCAAAGGUUUAGAAGAAAACUAUUGUAGAAACCCUGAUGGAGAGAUUAAACCUUGGUGCUAUACAACUGACUUAUAUACUCGAUGGGAAUACUGCGACAUUGCUAGAUGUAAUGAUGUAACCACAGUUACGGCUGCUGCUCCUGUUGCUCCUGUUAUUCCCCAACAACAACCUCAACAAGUUGAAGAUUGCUAUUAUGACAAUGGCUCAGGUUAUCGGGGUACUGUUGCAGUGACUGUCUCAGGGAAGAAAUGCCAAGCAUGGAUUUCUAUGAGGCCCCAUCGUCAUACUAAGACACCAUUUGCAUUCCCAGAUGCGGACCUGAGAAGGAACUAUUGCCGAAACCCAGAGAAUGACAAAGCACCCUGGUGUUAUACUACUGCUCCUGGGACAAGGUGGGAGUACUGCAAUCUACAAAAGUGUGCUGAACAGGAAACUUCACAGACACCGACAUCAAAUAUUGACUGUAGGACUGGAAAUGGUAGAGAUUAUCGUGGACAUAUUGCGACCACAGUGAAUGGCGAGACCUGCCGAUCAUGGCAAUCACAAGUCCCUUAUGAGUAUACGUCUUUCACACCAGAGACUCACCCAAGGGCAGGACUGGAGAAAAAUUAUUGUAGAAAUCCUGAUGGUGAUACAAAUGGUCCUUGGUGCUAUACAACAGAUCCAAAUAAAGACUGGGACUAUUGUGACAUUCCACAGUGCCCUGUUUCUGAUGACGGAUGUGGAAAAGCCAAAUAUGAACAAGUGCGCUGUUUUGGAAGAAUCGUUGGUGGUUGUGUUUCAAAUCCCCAUUCUUGGCCCUGGCAGAUCAGUCUCCGCAUACGUUUCGGUGAUCACCACUUUUGUGGAGGCACAUUAAUACACCCACAGUGGGUCCUGACAGCAACUCACUGCUUAGAACGGUCAUCAAGUCCUACUUUUUACAAAGUGUCCCUUGGUCUGCACAGAGAGGAAGCUUCAGAAAAAUCUGCACAGCAUCGAUAUGUUCAGAAAAUAUUCAAAGCACCAAAUAGGGCAGACAUUGCCUUGCUGAAAUUAAGCAGCCCUGUAAAGAUCACCAGUGAAGUCAUUCCAGUCUGUUUGCCUCCAGACAAUGUCAUGGUAGCAGGUGGGGCAGAAUGUUAUGUCACAGGAUGGGGUGAAACAAAAGGAAGUGGUGGAGACGGCUUUCUUAAAGAGACUGGCUUCCCUGUCAUUGAAAACAAAGUCUGUAAUCGGCCUGAGUUUCUGAAUAACAGAGUCAGUAACAAUGAACUCUGUGCUGGUACUAUUGAUGGUGGGACUGAUAGCUGUCAGGGUGACAGUGGUGGACCUCUGGUCUGUGAAGAGCAAGGACAAUAUGUGCUACAUGGAGUCACCUCUUGGGGUCUUGGCUGCGCCCAGCCCAUGAAACCUGGGGUUUAUGUCCGAGUGUCUAGAUUUAUUCCAUGGAUUCAAAGAACAAUGAAUGAAAAUUGAGCUGCCAAUAACCUCUUGCUGAAAGCAACACAGAGAAAGAGGAAUAAAUAGAAGUGAAGGGCAAUAUAAUGAAAUAAUUUACAUGAAUGUGAAAUAAACACCUGUAAGCAACCCUA
Candoia aspera is the source of this 2579-nucleotide messenger RNA. It is a transcript of the gene PLG, whose product is annotated as plasminogen. Gene Ontology annotation, molecular function: serine-type endopeptidase activity; signaling receptor binding. NCBI's taxonomy places the organism in Eukaryota, Metazoa, Chordata, Lepidosauria, Squamata, Candoiidae. The record is from RefSeq and is a predicted model, not a curated record. Bases 61 to 2463 code for a protein of 800 amino acids. Gene Ontology annotation, biological process: proteolysis. The transcript is spliced from 19 exons.